Entrophospora candida is the source of this 900-nucleotide messenger RNA. The record is from the annotation of a GenBank genome assembly. Lineage: Eukaryota; Fungi; Glomeromycota; Glomeromycetes; Entrophosporales; Entrophosporaceae.
ACAAAUAUGAAUAGUUCUGAAAUCAAUGGCAUAUUAUGUAAUAGAUGUGGAAAUACCACUAACAGCAAUAAUACUAGCGCCAACAAUGAAUGCAUUGAGUGCAAAGACAAUAGACUUAACGGAGGAGAUUCCUCGUUAUACUCUGAUAGUUAUUUACCGGGCAUUUUAUUAUUGGGAUAUACAAUUAAAAAGCAUCAUCCAAAUCACAAAAUGUAUUUAAUUUUUUUCCCUGAUAAAUUGUCAGAAAAUACGAUUUGCCAAGUGAAGAAAAUUGGUUGGAUACCAAAAAUUGUAGAGAGAAUUCCUCCACCAUGGGAAGGUGUUCAUUUUACUUUUGUAGAUCAGUUUACAAAACUACAAAUGUGGUCGUUCACCGAAUAUGAUGCUUUGAUUUACAUUGAUGGCGAUGCGAUUUUAACAAACAAAAUCGACCAUUUAUUCGAAUUAGUUAAUGGUAAAACUGGGUUCGAAUUUGCUGCUGCUCCUGAUGUCUGGAAUGGAAGAACAACCGUCAAUUUUAAUGCUGGAUUAAUGUUGAUAAAACCAAAUGAAGCGGUCUUCAAAGAAAUAAUGAGAGUACAUAAGAUACGUGGAACAUAUGAUAUAGAUUUUGCUGAGCAAGCAUUCCUAAAUGAAUAUUUCAGAUUCAGAGGUUUGCAAUUGCCACAAAUAUAUAAUACUAAUAUAUCAAUGAUGAAUGCGUAUCCACAUUUAUGGAAAAUGUUAUUGAAUGAUAUGAAAGUUGUACAUUACACUUCACGAAAACCAUUCAUCAAACCAAAUCCAGGAAUAUUCAAAGAACCUUAUGAUCUAUGGAAUCAAUUAUAUCAAGAAAUGGAAGCUAAUAUAAAUUUAAAAAGAAUAGAAAAAGAUUGUCAUGUUGUUAACAAUUAUUUUUGA